AUGAAAUCAAGCAUCAUUAUCAUUCUUGCAAUUGCAUGCAUAGUUUUAUUAAACUCAUCUGAUGGUAUGGAAAUGUUUCCAAGCAACGGCCAUCCUGUGUCAUCUGAAUGGGAUGUUGGAAGUAUGACAGAACAUCACAUGGAAAAACGACGACAUGAUCGUUCAAGAUGUGUUAAAUGUAGUACAUUCAGUAUCACUAAAUGUUGCGAGCCUGAUAUUUGUGUCAAACACACCUUAGGUCGUAACAAAUGUAAACGAAUCAAAGCUCCAAAAUAA
Adineta steineri is the source of this 276-nucleotide messenger RNA. The record is from the annotation of a GenBank genome assembly. Lineage: Eukaryota; Metazoa; Rotifera; Eurotatoria; Adinetida; Adinetidae.